AGACUUACGGUCUCGCUGGGGAAGUGGGAACGGAGGAAAAGUGAGACGCUUAGACGACAUUGCUGUAAAGUUGAGUUAAACCAAACCUUCGUUCCUUUAACGGUGUAGUGUGACUGUGUGAGAGGUUCAUAGUUCAGCGAGGAAGAAGAAGAAGAAGAAGAAGAUGUCAGGCCCGCAGUGCUGUGAGAACCCACCAACCCUAAGCUCAAGCUGUGGCCAAGGGUUCGUAGAAGAAAUUGGGGGACUCAAGACCUACGUUAUCGGCUCAUCAGACUACAAGCGUGCGAUUCUUCUUGUUUCUGACGUUUUUGGAUAUGAGGCACCGAACUUGAGGAAACUUGCAGACAAAGUUGCUGCUGCAGGAUUUUAUGUGGUGGUUCCUGACUUUUUUUAUGGAGAUCCUUAUGCACCUGAUAAUGCUGAGAGGCCAAUUCAAGUCUGGAGAAAAGAACAUGGAAUGGAUAAAGGAUUUGAGGAUGCUAAACCAGUUAUAGCAGCUUUAAAAAGUAAAGGCAUAUCUACAAUAGGGGCUGCAGGAUUUUGCUGGGGUGCCAAGGUGGUUGUGCAACUAGCUAAGUCUGAUUACAUCCAAGCUGCGGUGCUUUUGCAUCCUUCACGUGUUACUGUAGAUGAUAUAGAGGAGGUUAGGGUCCCAAUUGCUGUUCUUGGAGCUGAGACUGACAAGAUAUCUCCACCAGAACUUCUGAAACAAUUUGAGCAGAUUUUAUCCUCUAAACCUGAGGUUGAUGCGUAUGUGAAGAUAUUUCCUGGGGUUGCGCACGGAUGGACUGUUAGAUAUGAUAUCGAACAUGAAGAAGCUGUGAAAUCUGCUGAGGAAGCCCAUCAGAACAUGUUAGAUUGGUUUGCCAAGUAUGUUUAGUAGGAAAAGAUACUGUACAUGAAGAAGAUGUGAAAUCUGCUGACAAGAUACACACAUUCUCUCCUUAGUUGGACACUAUUGUUGUUAUUAGCCUUUAAUUGCAAGGGCUGGAUGUUUGUUUACAAGUAAACCAUAUCAGCACCAUUCUGGAGAUGAGGUACUGUUCUUCACAUGAAUCUUUGGGGAGAUUACAGGUCGUGCCUCAGCCUGAAUAUUAGAAUCGCCACGUCUAUAUAUGCUACAGUAUAUGUAAUCCCAACUUGUGUUUCUUACAUCAAAUGAAAUAGGUGGGAACCUGCACUCGGUAUGUAGA
Molecule: messenger RNA, 1193 nt
Organism: Macadamia integrifolia
Lineage: Eukaryota; Viridiplantae; Streptophyta; Magnoliopsida; Proteales; Proteaceae
Product: endo-1,3;1,4-beta-D-glucanase-like
Exons: 7
Coding region: 164-880 (238 amino acids)
Molecular function (GO): hydrolase activity
Source: RefSeq, a predicted model, not a curated record